Pundamilia nyererei is the source of this 525-nucleotide messenger RNA. RefSeq names its product PTB domain-containing engulfment adapter protein 1. The record is from RefSeq and is a predicted model, not a curated record. Lineage: Eukaryota; Metazoa; Chordata; Actinopteri; Cichliformes; Cichlidae. The transcript has 6 exons. Bases 1 to 525 code for a protein of 174 amino acids.
AUGAAUGACGUGGAAGACGACGUUGAGAUCUCCUUUCCAGUAAAGUUUCUCGGUCGAGUAGAGGUGGUCCGCCCCGAUGGAAUACAGAUCCUGGAAGAAGCCGCUCAGAACCUCAAGACUUCAGAUGAAUUCUCCUCUGAGAAAGCUGCAAAGAAGAGCAAAGUCCAUCUGUUCCUGUCUCUGAGUGGGAUAGACAUUUUGGAAAACAAAACCAAGUUCCUAUUGUACUCGUGCAACCUCUCUACUAUUUCCUUCUGUGCUGUCCAUCCUUCUUCACCCAAAGUUUUUGGGUUUGUGGCCAAGCACCCUGCAGCGGACACGUACCACUGUUAUCUGUUUCAGAGUGCAAAGUUUUCUCACGUGCUGGUCUCAGUUAUUGGGGACGCCUUUCGGGUUUCAAAGAAGGAGGAGACGCACAGAGUAGGACGAGACAUAAAAGUGGAGGCACUCCAACAUAAGAAUAAAAUGCUGCAAAGAGAGAAUGAUAAGCUGAAGAGGAGGCUUGCAGGAGAAACUGAUGACUGA